This is a messenger RNA of Oldenlandia corymbosa var. corymbosa, 1362 nucleotides long. The record is from the annotation of a GenBank genome assembly. NCBI's taxonomy places the organism in Eukaryota, Viridiplantae, Streptophyta, Magnoliopsida, Gentianales, Rubiaceae.
AUGGGCAUCUGUCCAUGCUUUGGGAGGAAUCACGAGAAGAAGAAGAACAUUACCAUCACAAGCACCAGGACCCAAAUGAUGAUGAAUCAAGAACAACAAGAACAACCCGACACUGCAGAUUACCAGGAAGAAGCUCAUCAUCAACAUUCUUCCUCCUUUCCUUUUCCUAACCCUGUUAAAUUGCCAUCCACUCAAGAACCAAGAUUGAAAUGUGCAAUUUCACUAGAUAGCUCUCCUACUGCUAAGUCAAAUCCCACAUUCUCCUACCGGGAACUCGCUGCUGCCACAAACAAUUUCAGGAGCGAAUGCCUCAUUGGAGAAGGUGGUUUCGGUUCAGUUUAUAGAGGGAAGAUCGAGAGGACUGACCAGGUUGUUGCUGUUAAAAAGUUAGAUACUUCAGGCGUUCAAGGGUCGAAAGAGUUCCUUGUGGAGGUUCUAAUGCUUUCUCUGUUACACCACCCUAACCUUGUUAAUUUGGUCGGUUUUUGCGCCGAGGGGGAGCAACGCCUACUUGUAUAUGAAUACUUGCCUUUAGGAUCUCUGGAAUAUCACCUCCAUGAUCUUCCACCAGAUGAAGAGUCACUGGAUUGGAAUACAAGGAUGAACAUAGCUGCUGGCAUUGCUGGAGGCUUGAAUUACCUUCAUAACGAAGCUGACCCUCCUGUAAUUCACAGGGACUUGAAGUCGUCAAAUGUAUUAUUGGAUGAAGGUUUCUACCCAAAACUUUCAGACUUCGGGCUAGCAAAGUUUGGUCCUACCGAAGAUAAGUCCCAUGUUUCAACCAGGGUCAUGGGAACUGAGGGUUAUUGUGCACCGGAGUACUAUGACACAGGAAAACUGACAGCCAAAUCUGAUGUUUAUUGCUUUGGGAUCCUCUUGCUGGAGAUAAUCUCCGGGCGUAAAGCCAAGGACACAUGCAGGGAAGAGGGAAAACGUACUCUCCUCGAAUGGGCACAUCCGUUGUUGAAAGAUGCAAAGAAAUUCGAAGAAAUAGUUGACAAGCGAUUAGAAAGGCAUUUCUCGGAAUCAGGGCUACGCCUGGCUAUAGAUGUUGCCUUAAGGUGUCUACAGGACAUGCCUCGGUUACGCCCUUCAAUGAAGGAUGUUUUGAGUGCCAUGAAUCUGUUGACAAGCCCGCGAUUUAGGUAUAGUGCAACACCGGCACAUGGCAGCAAUGAGCCUAAAAACGACGAGUGUGAGCUGAGGGCAGGGGAAGACGGUGGUGCAGAGGGAGCUUUGAAAUCGUCCAACAAGGAUCGAGAACGAGAGCAAGCUGUUGCAGAAGCCAAGUUGUGGGGAGAAACUUGGAGGGCUAAAAUGCAUCAAUCUGGACAGAGUGAUAUUGAGAAAUCAAAUAUAUAG